UUCUCUCUCUCUUCUCUCUCUCUCUCCUGUUUCUCUCUCUCUCUCUGCUUUCAAAAUUUGUAGCAGGCACAGAAUUUCCCCGCAAAUCCCUCCCGGCUGCGAUCGCAUGAAAUCUCGCCGGCGCUGGCAAUGCCCUCCGCAUCCCCGUCCGCCUCGUCCGGCCGCCCCGCGGACCUCGUCUCCCGCCUCGCCUCCUCCGACCGGGACGUCCGCCUCCGGGCCCUGAGGGAGGUCAAGAACCAGAUCAUCGGCAACCGCACCAAGAAGCUCGCCUACAUCAAGCUCGGCGCCGUCCCCGCCGUCGCCGCCGCGCUCGCCGGCGCCUCCGACGGCCCCGGCCCCGGCGAGGCCUGCGACCUCCUCGUCCAGUCGGCCGCCGCCCUCGGCAGCUUCGCGUGCGGCGUCGACGCGGGCGUCCAGGCCGUGGUGGACGCCGGCGCGCUGCCGCGGCUUCGCCGGCUCCUCUCCAGCCCGGAUGAGAAGGUUGUGGAUUCUGGUGCUAGAUCACUGAAAAUGAUUUACCAGUCAAGAUUGGCUCCCAAAUAUGAUUUCCUUGACCAUCAUAAUUUGGAAUUUCUUCUUUCACUGCUGAAUAGCAAGAAUGAAAACGUUACUGGACUUGGAGCCAGUAUCAUCACACAUUCCUGUCAGACAAGUACAGAACAGAGGGCACUUCAUGAAGCCGGGGUUGUUCAGAAGCUUGUAGAGUUCAUAGCAGGUUCAGUAAGUCAAAGAGAUCCUAGCUUGGAGUCUUUGACGGCAAUAAUCAAGAAUAACCACGAAGUCACUUCUAAGAUUGUGGAAUUUGAAAAUGGAAGGGCACUGAAUCUCAUAAAUAAAUUCACUAUUGAUAAGUCUCCACGCACAAGGUUACUUGCCUGUGCAUGUUUGAUUGCUGUAAGUAAGACAUCUUCUCGCUAUGUGGAAGACAUGGGGCUUGAAAUUAAAUUAAUUCAUCAUUUACUUGAGCUUCUGGAAGAUCCUGGGCAAGUUGGAGAUGAAGCUUCUUUUGCCUUGUCGAGUUUGAUUGAGGAAAAGGAAGAUCUACAGAAGCUAGCACUCGAGGCUAAUGCUAUCAAUAAACUUUGCAUCCAUUUGCAAAAUGGACUGUCAUGUCCAAAGCGUCUCCAAGGAAUAUUGCUGGCAUUGGCUAAUAUAUGCUCAAAAUUGGAGAUCUGCCGGUCAAAAUUACUGGCUUUGCAGGCAUUCAACUUGGUAAGUGAUGCGCUAAGACAUGACUGCACUAAUGUACGAGUUGCUGCUUGCAUUUGUUUGAGAAGUCUCUCUCGGUCAGUCAAGAAUCUGAGUGCAGGUUAUUUUAUGAACGAGACAGUUAUAAUUCCAUUACUGCAGCUUUUGCAUGAUCCUUCCAUUUCUGCUCAGCGGGCAGCCCUUGGUGCAAUCAGCAAUAUUGUGGUUGACUUCACAAAACAUAAGUCCAAUUUUAUACAUUGUGGAGGAGUUAAGCAGCUUGUUGAGUUGUCAAUGGCAAUGGAUCCAGUAGUGAGGUCACACUCUUUAUGGGCUUUGAAGAACUUGACAUUCCUUGCUGACAGCAAAUAUAAGGAAGUAGUUCUGUCAGAACUCACAGCAUCCUCACUAGCAAGCCUUAUCCGUGAUCCAGAAUCGGCUGUCCAGGAGCAAGCUCUGGCUCUUGUUCGCAAUCUUGUUGAUGGAUGUUUACAGUCUAUUGAAUAUGUAUUUGCUGAAAACGGUAUUAUAUUGGAUGCUAUGGGAAGGCAGCUGCAAUAUGCUGCAAAAGCUGAAAUAGGUAUCCAGGGAAUGUAUGCACUAAGCAACGUUGCAAGUGGCAGCAAAGUUCAUAAGGAUGCAGUCAUGGAGCAACUGUUUCAACACGGAGGAAUGAACACACAACCAUUUAUCGUGAGAUUUUUGCACAGCAACGAGAACCAGUUACGAACAGCAUCUGUCUGGGUCCUAUUAAAUCUCACUACAUUCUGUCCUGGUGCCGCUGGUCGGGUUCUAAAAUUAAGGAAUGCUGGGAUAGUUUCGCAAUUGAAAAGCAUGGCCAAUGAUCCCUGCCUGGAUGUAAAGCUUCGAGUAAGAACGACACUAAGUCAAAUGCAUGAAUUAUGGUGACAGCACGAUCUAGUUCUCCAUUGUUGGCCCGUAAAUUACUGAGAAAAAAGUCUAACAGAGCCAUCACUAGUUGUCCGCUUAAAGCUAUAGAGGGUACACAGUUGAUCAUGCUUCUGCCUGUCAUCAUGUUGAUCAAGCAUUCAACAUUUUGCAGGUUUAGCAGAUUGCAAUUAUAGUUUUUCUUCAAAGCAGCACGGGGAGCUUUUAUGGUGCCCCGCCAAUUACCUGGGUUGCCUUUGGAAGUUCACUGUUCCAAAUCUAGUAUUUUGAGUCUCGAUUUUUUACUGACCACAGUUGUAAACCGACGCUGUCGAGUGUAUCAUUUGGUCCCUAGAGUGUUUGCAGGUGCUGCAUUACAUAUAUAUAUAUGCGGAUUACUUCUGUAAAUUUAAAAAUUUUGAGAUGCAACAAACCGUGCUUGGAUAUUGUCUUCGGGCUGCUAUUGUAUUGGCAAGUUGGAAAUGAUCCUUCUAGAGCUCAAUGACUUGAGAUACUUUCUUUGGCAACA
Molecule: messenger RNA, 2608 nt
Organism: Syzygium oleosum
Lineage: Eukaryota; Viridiplantae; Streptophyta; Magnoliopsida; Myrtales; Myrtaceae
Exons: 9
Coding region: 130-2100 (656 amino acids)
Biological process (GO): proteasome-mediated ubiquitin-dependent protein catabolic process
Cellular component (GO): GID complex
Molecular function (GO): protein binding
Source: RefSeq, a predicted model, not a curated record